UCUAAUGUGUUUGUUUCUGAUCCCAAGGAGCUCCCAGGAACCGCCGAAACAUGACUCCUCACCAAGUGAAGACACUGCAUGUCCUGAUGAUCAAAUCAGAAGUGAAUGCCAGCAGAGUAACAAUGAGGAAAAACCAAUGAAGAAGGAGAACAGCGCGGCUGUCCCCCAGGAUAGAGAUGCUACCCAUAAUGCACACAAGCCAGAAGAACAGCAGACACCAGCUGCAUGUAAAGAUGUCAGCACAUUGGAGGCGUGGUUCGAUGCUGAAGAAGACCUGCAGCCUGCAGCAGCUGCUGAGACCGAGCCGGACCCUACGGUGAUCACAACAGAUCAGACCAGUGAAUCCGGCAGCAAGGAAGUGGAGAGCUCGGUACUCUAUGUUUCAAACCUGCCCAGUAACGCCUCAGAGUGUGAUGUGAUGCAGUGGUUUGAGAAAUACCAUCCCUCUGAAGUCAGCAUCUCUGCUUUAAAGAACGAUUUGAGAGUUGCCAUAGUGAGGAUAAGUGGAGCCCAAUCUGCCGAGGCUGCAGUGAGAGAGCUGAAUGGCAGCAGCAUGCACGGCCAUGCUCUACAUGUGGGGCACAUCAACAGAGCCAGGGAUGAGACCCAGAACCAGGACCAGGCCUCGGGCACCGUGAGGGGGCCGGAGUCCGCCCCAACACAAACCUCCAAGUCUGACUCCAGCAGCGCAGACAGAAAGCUGAUCAGUCAGCCGCCGCUGAGCUCCAGCCUGAGGGCCAGGAGGGUGUUGUGCGUCUCGCCCACAGCGAAGGGAACCAUGUUGCAGGAGAACUACUGCACCAUGGGAGGCUUCAACGCCGUGAUGAUGGAGCUCACUCAGCGCCACCCGGGCGUCUCCAGGCAGAGGUUUGUGGAGGCUCUGCUGGAGCUGAAGGCCAAACACAAGGGCGUCCUCUGCGGCCUGCCGCUCCGCACCAUCAGGGAGAUGACCUCUGACCUCAUCACCGGGCCAGAGAGCGCCACACAGCAAUGAGGAAGCAGUCUUUACUGUUUUUUUGUUUAAAAAGCAUCAUCAAAUCUUUGUUUGUUUGUUCUUUACAACUCGAGUAGUUCAGAGGGAGAAAUUCACCUAAAGGAAUUGGGUUUUCUUUAAAAGAUUUGCUUGUCAUUUCCAGUUGUUGUAUUUUCAAAAGAUGCUUCAUAGAAAGUUCUAGUUAUUUAUUUGGCAUACAGUUACUUGCAUACCGUUUUAUGCAUCAGCUUUGUUUGUAUUUGAUGUCCUCUUGCUUUGUUGUAUUUGAUGUCCUCUUGCUUUGUUGUAUUUGAUGUCCUCUUGCUUUGUUGUAUUUGAUGUCCUCUUGCUUUGUUGUAUUUGAUGUCCUCUUGCUUUGUUUGUAUUUGAUGUCCUCUUGUUUUGUUGUAUUUGAUGUCCUCUUGCUUUGUUGUAUUUG
Notothenia coriiceps (black rockcod) is the source of this 1412-nucleotide messenger RNA. RefSeq names its product RNA-binding protein 44. Bases 5 to 994 code for a protein of 329 amino acids. Lineage: Eukaryota; Metazoa; Chordata; Actinopteri; Perciformes; Nototheniidae. Gene Ontology annotation, molecular function: RNA binding. The record is from RefSeq and is a predicted model, not a curated record. The transcript has 7 exons.